CAUCUGAAACCUGUGCUCCACAACAAGAGAGGCCGCAAUAGUGAGAGGCCUGCGCACCGCGAUGAAGAGUGGCCCCCGCUUGCCACAACUAGAGAAAGCCCUCGCACAGAGACGAAGACCCAACACAGCCAUAAAUAAAUAAAAAAAUUAAAAAAAAAAAAAAAAAGAAAAACAUGCCUUUAAAAAAUAAAAAAUAAAAAAAAAUAAAGCAGCUGAGAUUGUGGCAGAGGGCGAGGAAUCAUGGGACACGGAGGGACGGAGUGGCUCUGAGCCUCUAAGCAAGGCACACCUUCAGCUUGAGCACACAGCUCACCCAGGAACCUUUCAAUGUUUUCAUUUUACCCAGAGUUCUGCAUUGAACAGCAAGGUCCUUACUGCUGGCAUCAUUUAUGUAAGCUUUGGGGCCUCCUAGAUUCAUCAGCCGUGUCCAUCUUGCCUUUUGGCUGGGGCUGCUUAGCUUAUUGCCCCAGGGUUGUGAUUAUAUCCUUUCCUCCUUUUGCCCAGAAGGCCGUGGGCAGUAACCAAGGCAGCAUUCAGACGGUUUGUUUCAAUCCUGCCUCUCUCCACUCAACCUCAUUCAUAGGCAGGACAGUGGGGGAUUCUUACUACCUGCCUUCCCCACCACUUGGGCAAGAGCAUUCGCUACCAGAUUCCAGGGAGUCUUCUCUUAUCCCCAAACCCAGUCCAUCGUGGCCCUUGUCCUUUCUCUUAAGGAAAGCUAUGACUCAGCAUCCUAUGCUUGUCACCAAAACUGUAAGGGUUUGGGGUUUUAUUUUUAUGCUACUUGCCAACUAAUGAGUUAGCCUGUCAGUGUUUUAUGGAUGCUGGCAGGAGACAAAGUCCUGGGUCAGAGACAAAGGCCUUUAUUUCUCACAGCACAGCAAGCAGGAUGAGCAUCAGUAUGUUGGCAUCAGUUCCCCUUGCCCCCAGUGUCCCGUGUGAUACCCUGGGUCUGGAUGAAUGCCUGCACAUGCAGGGGGUUGAAUCACAGCUGAGGAGUGUUGAUCUUGGGGAAUCCGCUGUUUUAUAAUAAGCAGUAAACAAGACUGCUCUGUGUCCCAGAGGGAGGCGUGAUGUCUUCCUCAAGGUUGCUGCAAGCAUAACCCUGAGAAGUGGCCUGAGUAAAGAGCAGCCAGGACCUUACGUUCUUGGCAUACCCUGCAAGGUCUGUAGAGCAAGAGAGAGCCAGAGAAGACCGUACGUCCCACCACAAACACGCAGUAAGCCAAGAGGUAGUGUGACUAUUGCUACUAGUUUUACUUGAAGUAAAAAUCUUAUACCCCUUUAUCAAUAUGUUUCCAAACAGACUUCAAAACUAACCACAAAUGUUGGGACAGUUUAAAUAGUGCCCAGCACGUGUGGGACUUUACAGUCUGCAAAGUUCUUUCCCAUGUGUUACCUGAUACCUCCCUGCGAGGUGGACCGGCAGGUACUGUUGUCUUCAUCACGUAGAUGAGAAAAGGGAUCCGGAGAGGUUGGGAUGAAACUCACUUUGGAAAAAUGGGAAGUUACUAUAUCAACCGCACCUUUUUCUUUGAUGUGCACCCGCCUCUGGGAAAGAUGCUGGUAGGUCUUGCUGGCUACCUGAGUGGGUAUGAUGGCACCUUUUUGUUCCAGAAGCCUGGGGACAAAUACGAGCAUCACAGCUACUUGGGAAUGAGAGGAUUCUGUGCGUUCCUCGGCGCUUUGCUGAUCCCCUUUGCCUACCUCACUGUACUGGAGCUGUCCCAGUCCCUCCCGGCAGCGCUGCUCACGGCUGCCCUCCUCACCUUUGACACAGGAUGCCUCACUCUGUCCCAGUACAUCCUCCUUGACCCCAUCUUGAUGUUCUUCAUCAUGGCUGCCAUGCUGAGCAUGGUCAAGUACAACUCCUGUGCCAACAGGCCCUUCUCUGCCCCCUGGUGGCUCUGGCUCAGCCUGACUGGCGUUAAUCUAGCUGGUGCUCUGGGGGUCAAGUUUGUUGGCCUCUUUAUCAUCCUGCAAGUGGGGUGGAACACCCUUUCAGACCUUUGGCACCUGUUUGGAGACCUCAGUCUUUCAAUGGUGACUGUGGGAAAACACCUGACCGCUCGCGUCCUGUGCCUCAUAGUGCUGCCGCUGGCUCUCUACACGGCCACCUACGCUGUUCACUUCAUGGUGCUGAAUAAAAGUGGUCCUGGUGAUGGCUUCUUCAGUUCUGCCUUCCAGGCCCGGCUUUCAGGAAACAACCUUCACAAUGCUUCCAUCCCUGAACACCUGGCCUAUGGCUCUGUGAUCACCGUGAAGAGCGCGCGGAUGGCCGUUGGCUACCUCCACUCGCACGGGCACCUCUAUCCCGAGGGCAUCGGCGCCCACCAGCAGCAGGUCACCACCUAUUUGCACAAGGACUACAACAACCUGUGGAUUAUCAAGAAACAUAAUACAAACUCAGAUCUCCUAGACCCUUCACUCCCAGUGGAGUUUGUAAGACAUGGAGACAUCAUUCGACUAGAACACAAAGAGACUUCUCGGAACUUGCACAGUCACUAUCAUGAGGCCCCCCUGACCCGGAAGCACUAUCAGGUCACAGGCUAUGGCAUAAAUGGGACAGGAGACUCAAAUGACUUCUGGCGGAUUGAGGUUGUAAACAGAAAAUUUGGAAACCGAAUCAAAGUGCUGAGAAGUCGAAUUCGCCUCAUCCAUCUGGUGACAGGUUGUGUCCUGGGCUCCUCGGGAAAGGUCCUGCCCAAGUGGGGCUGGGAGCAGUUGGAAGUCACCUGCACUCCAUACCUAAAGGAAACCCUCAACUCCAUCUGGAAUGUGGAAGACCAUAUCAAUCCCAAAUUGCCAAACAUCAGCCUGGACGUGCUGCAGCCCAGUUUUCCUGAGAUAAUGCUGGAGGCCCACAUGGUGAUGAUCCGGGGGAACAGUGGCCUCAAACCCAAAGACAACGAGUUCACGUCCAAACCCUGGCACUGGCCUAUCAACUAUCAGGGCCUGCGCUUCUCGGGGAUCAAUGACACGGACUUCCGAGUGUAUCUGCUCGGCAACCCGGUGGUUUGGUGGCUGAAUCUGCUGAGCAUCGCCCUCUACCUCCUCUCAGGGAGCAUCUUUGCUGUGGCUGUGCAGAGGGGGGCACGUCUGCCUGCCGAGGUUGAAGGGCUGUCCCAGGUCCUGCUGCAAGGAGGUGGGCAGCUCCUGUUGGGCUGGAUGAUCCAUUACUUCCCGUUCUUCCUGAUGGGCCGGAUCCUCUACUUCCACCACUACUUCCCCGCCAUGCUCUUCUCCAGCAUGCUGACAGGCCUUCUGUGGGACACGCUCUUGCGGCUCUGUGCCUGGAGCCUGGCCUCCUUUUCUCUGGCUGGGCACGUACACGCGCUGGGAAUCCUGAGCCUUCUCCUGGGAAUUGCCUACAGCUUCUACCUCUUCCAUCCUCUGGCUUAUGGGAUGGUUGGUCCGCUAGCCCAGGACCCCCGAAGUCCGAUGGCAGGACUAAGGUGGCUGGAAUCUUGGGACUUUUGAGGCCACUGCAAGGACUCCAGCCUGGGUCCAGGAACUUCCUGGGGACAGCCAGCCGUGGAGCCAGUCCCUGGACCCUCCCAGCUGUGGAGGAAGCUGCCUGAGGAGCCUGCGGAAUUCUGCCACCUGCCAGGACCACGCCCUGGGAGCAUACCCGGAGUUUAAGCCACUGGAGAGGGCCAUGGCGCUGCCCUAACUGCAGAGGUUCCUCCGCUGGGGCUGGCUCAGCAACAGGCGACAACAUCUCUCAGGCCCGUUUCCCCGAGUGUGCAGCAUGAGGAGGGAUGAGUGUGCGAGAGGGUGUGAGUGUGUGGGGGAGUGUGCAUGUGAGGGUACGUGUGUCCGUAUCCCUGUGGAAUAUAGACCGUGACUGUGGACAGCUGAGUGUCAUAAACUCUAAGAAAUCGUCCAGGGCUACAGUAGUAUACUCUGGGUUUUUUUUUCCACACUGGAUUUGGUUUGUAAGAUUCAUCAGAAAUUCUCAGACCUCCAAGAAGGCUGAAAGCACUGACCCCACCUUGGGAUGUCACCAAGGGCAGAGCAGAUGGUAUUGUCACGGCUGUGCUGCCCUCCUUCCCACAAAUAAGCAAAUACAGCUGAGGCCCCUGAGCUGGAGGGCCCGCCUCCCAGCUGCUUCCCCGCGUGGCUGCUGCCGGGAAGUCUCUGUGGCCGCAGGCGGCUGGACUUCCGCCUGCAAUGUGCGCAGAGGACGGGGCCCCAGAGCGAGGCAGCUGAGGACUCACCAGCCCUGUUGGCCCUCCUCAGCCCUCGGUUCCUCGCUGUCUGAGAACGUCACAUCACGAGGUUGGUGGGAGGGACGGCACCCUGUCCUUGGCUACUGUGUGUUCUCAGGCCCUGUGAGCCAGAGGUGGUUUCUGGCUGCCCAUCCCUUACUCUCUGCAUCCAGCCUGACUGUGAGGGUGGGCCCGAUGCAUUCUCCUGAUUGCAGGGAGGACCUUUGGGGCCCCUCUCUUAGCAGCUGAGGCGGAUGUGUGGCAGAGCAGGGAUGUGUAUGGUGCUGGGCUGGGGUCCCAGCGGGGCAUUGGGGUGUGGGCUGCCUUGGCCUUUCUGGGCUGGUGUUCCUGUCACUCACUAAGCUUUCCCCAUUUUUACUUCUCUAGUCCUCCCCUGCUGACAGCCCCCCUCCCUUUCACUUCAUUUCAUUUCCCUUACUCUGUGUCACUGUCUCACCAAUCUCUUUCCCCAAAGACCCAGAGCACCAAGAAAUGCCUUGGAGCUUCUCCUCCCUACCACUUUGAAGCCCAAGCAAGAAGCUCAGAGCUGUUCCUUUUACUUCCUCCCCAUAUGAAAGAGAUAAAGAAAACCCUUGGGUUAGAACUGAACAGACCCAAGGCCAAUCCUUCAGCCAUCCUCCGUCCUCCUGGUGCAUGACAAAAUAUUGUUUUGUCUCAGAGGGCUGUGACGCUUCAAGGUUUAAUGAUGCAUCUCUGCCACACUCCAUCGUCCCUCCUCUGGAGCCCCCACCAGCUCUGACAGGGUCAGAGCUCUUUAGAGCAUCUUUGCUAGGCGGUUGCCACGGAGACUGGAAAUUGGUCCCAAGGACAGGCUGUGCUACUUACUGGGUGGUGGGGAGGGAAGCUUCUGGCCAUGCUCGGACGUUCAGACCAACCAUCAUUAACGUUAAUAGAGGAAAUGCAGCAAUGUCAAAAGCAAGGCAGGUUUGUUAAUUAGAUCUGGGGCCUGAUGACCUCCCUUUCCCAGGGCUGCAGCCCUUUUGACUUCCCCCAGCAGGAAGCGCUGCCGGGUGCUGAGUCUGGGCUGCUUGCUUAAUUGCAUUUCUGGAAGGGAAGGAGAACUGGGGUGGAGAAUCUCCCGCUCUCCCCUCCUCCCCUGCUUCUCCCUUUCUCUCCCCCAGGCCAAUUUCGUUUCUUCUGAGCUGGGUGGGGGCAGCCAUCUUGGUGGGCUCUCCUGGAGGUGGAAUUCAGGAACCUGUGCUUGGCUUUUAGCAAAGAACAACGGCCCCACGAUGACAACUGGAAGGUGGCUGAUGUUCCCUCGUGCCUUAUUUCCUAAUAGGAACUUGCUGGAAGGGAGGUGCUCUGAAGGCAGCCACUCUGAGUGAGGGUGAGGAAGGAGAAAGCUCAGCCAGCUUCCUGCCCGUCCCUCCCUCCUAAUUCGGCCACACUGGGGACAAAAGUUUCCUUUGUCUCUUACACUGCUUUCCAAAGAUGGAGAAGAACUGUCCGCCCACUCCCUCCUCUUCUUUCUCGCCCAGACUGGCAGACACUCCUCUGGGGACAAGGCCGCAUGGGUUGAUGCAGCUUCAGGUACUCAGGUUCUGUUGUUGGAAGAUGCAGGGGAGAAGGGCUGUCGUGGUGGUGCUCUGAAUAUGGGCUCCAGCCCCCAGGAGCAGGCAGAAUGUGACACGCCCCACAGACUUGCUGGCGGAGGAAGGAGACGUUUGGUAGCUCAACCUCCAGCCGGCUUCUUGAACCACGUUUUAUGUUAAAAAAAACUUUCCACAGAUAAUCAGAGGCCGUUUACUUUUGUAAUAAAUAGCGCUUAUUUUGAA
Balaenoptera acutorostrata (minke whale) is the source of this 6010-nucleotide messenger RNA. RefSeq names its product protein O-mannosyltransferase 2 (gene POMT2). Gene Ontology annotation, cellular component: endoplasmic reticulum; membrane. The record is from RefSeq and is a predicted model, not a curated record. Gene Ontology annotation, molecular function: dolichyl-phosphate-mannose-protein mannosyltransferase activity. The coding region runs from base 1453 to 3480 and encodes 675 amino acids. Gene Ontology annotation, biological process: protein O-linked glycosylation via mannose. Lineage: Eukaryota; Metazoa; Chordata; Mammalia; Artiodactyla; Balaenopteridae. The transcript is spliced from 21 exons.